UUUGAUUCCUAUAAAGUCAAAAAUCUGUUAUCACUUAUGGCAAUUAGGGACAAAAUGCAACCAUAAUGAGCAAAAUUAUACUUCAACUUUGAUGAAGAGCCCUCUUUAAAAGUUUUAGUUAAUUUGAAAGAACUUGGUGAUAAUUUACUGAGCUUUUUUACAUACCAGAAUUAGUGCUCUUAGAACUGAAAGCAUUUCAAAACAGAGCUAUAUAUUUAAAUAUUAUAUUGUGUUUCAACCAAAUGUUCCAAGUCUUUUUCAAUUAGAAGCGGUAUAAACUACCUUAUUACUCCAAAAUAAUGCAGUACACAAAAUAUUGUGGAACAAUUUUAUGUGCUAACAAAUUAACGUGAAUAGCAAGAUUGGAUUUUAAAAUUUGUGGUAUUUAAUGGGAAUCAAUGAAAUUCAAAUCUUCAAAUGGUAUUUAAUUAAAGCGAAUUUUCAAUGUCAGCAUAAUGUUUUUUGCUGAAAUAUAUUCUAAUUCAGUGCUGGAAAAAAGUAACAAAAAACUUCAAGUCAAGAUGGAUUGGAGAUUAUUAGUAAUGUGGGAGGAUACUGAAAAAUUAUCAGUUUUAGUGGCUAAAGUGAAAUAGGUCAAGACUCAUCUGACCAGCGAGUACAUUGAUGAUUAAAAAAUUAUAAGCAUUGAGCAAGAUAGAGAUGACGAAGAAAAUGCGGAAUUUCAUUUGAACAGUUAAUAAUGAGGACAUUCGAAUGUUAAGAUGUAGUUUUGGUUUCCCUUGUACCUUGCUUAAAACUAGAAAAAGGUGUUUUAUUUUCAAUAGAACUUGUGAAAAGAACACUUUCCAAUCCUCUUGUUUUGAAUGCUUCCUAUCAUCCUCGUUUUUUAGAUAUAGUAAUAUAUUUCAGUUAUAAAUAUAAAUUGGUCUAUUUUCAGUAGUUUUAAAAAAUAAUUAGAGUGUGAUGAAAUGAAUGGAUUCUUAUUUAGCCUUAGACAUUCAAUAAUGGACGCGAAAUUUACUGGGACCUUAAAUUAAAAGGGUUUUAAUUAACAUGGUAAUUGUCCAUUCAUACUAAUUACGGUACCACAUUAUUUUCGAGUAAUAAGGUAUCUUUAAAUUUGUUUGGUUAACCUGGCUUUAAUAUUAACUGUUAGCUUAAUUUGGUAUGAAAGGAAUGAUUUAGUUCAGAAAUAUAUUGCGAAAAGAAUUGUUUCUGUUAGAAAAACUGGGGAUUUCUACAUUCUGUAUUUACAUUGGUUAUCAAUAAUUCUGACAUUGAAAUGCAAGUUUAGUCAUUCCCAAUUAUAGUUACACCAUUUACACCAUAUGACAACUAAACAGUUGCCUGAUGGUUAUGUUAAGCAUGAAACUCAGAGUAGCAACUUCAACCAUCCUGUUCUAUACAUACAAUGCCCUAUGACAAAACCUGUUUUAGUUGUCCGGCGGGUAAUUGUGGCAGAAAUGGAAUUUGGGAUGUCAAACUCAGUCUCAGAAAGGGGCCAGAAAAUAAAGAUGGUCUUAUUGACAGACCAAAAUAACAUUGAUAAUCCUGGAGUUUAGUGACAUUAAUAAGCCUGGAUGACAGCUAACAAGGCAAAAUUGUUUUUAUGAAAUAGGUUCUGCAGGUAAAAGAUACUUCAAAGACUUUAGAACAAACACUGCCAUGACCUACAGAAUCAUAGCAGCCAGAUGUGGUCUGGGGUGCUUUAAUCUACAACUUUAAAAUGGAAGGCUAGAAAAAACUAGUCAAAUAUAUUUGAAUAUUUGGAUUAAAGUUUAAAUGACUCUGAGCAGCUAUGACAUGUUGAGCUGAGUGGCUAUAACCAAAUUUGGCUGUGUGUGUUUGUCAUUAGUAAAAAAUCAUUCCAGCUCUUUCGAGUUAUGUUGUUUUUGCAUCAUCUUAUGUUGCUUGAAAGAAGAUGUUUUUUUAUCUGCUGGCAACAACCUUAAAUAUACAGUGAAUGCUGUCUGUUAAAUAUUAAUUUCCUUUAAAUGCUCUUUUGGAAAGCUGACAAGUUGUAGUUCCAACCUCUAUAAUUUUUAAACUCUUUUUUUCGUUUGAAAAGGAUAUCUUGCCUGGGUAUGACCAAUGAUACAAUUUUGAGGCUGUAAGGAACCAGUCAUGGAUCGAGGAAGAGAGCGAAUAAAUUCUCACCAGGCCCCAGGAAUCAGUGAUUUUGAGUUGCUGAAGCCAAUCAGUAAAGGUGCCUUUGGGCAUGUUUAUCUUGUGCGAAGAAAAGGAACUGAUAAAAUUUUUGCCAUGAAGGCCAUGAAAAAGACUGAUGUCCUGAAUAAGAAUAUGGUAGAACAAGUUGUUGCUGAGAGAAAUGCGUUGGCUGUGACAAAAAGCCCCUUUGUUGUUCAGCUUUUCUACUCUUUUCAGUCAAAGAAUAAUUUGUUUCUUGUGAUGGAAUAUUUGAUUGGCGGUGACUGCAAGUCGCUGUUACACAAUCUAGGGUAUUUUGAUGAGGAGAUGGCCAGGCUUUACAUUGCUGAGGUAACGCUUGCGUUGGAAUACCUCCACAAACAUGACAUUGUUCACAGGGAUAUCAAGCCAGACAACAUGUUGAUAUCAGACGAAGGUCAUGUCAAGUUAACUGAUUUUGGUCUAUCAAGAUUAACUCGCAACAGAAAGCCUAAUUUUCACGAUCUGCUGGAAACACCCAGUGCAGGGAAAUUUGCUACCCCCUCGCAGAGACACAAAUUUUGGAGAACCCCAGGGCAGAUUGUCUCACUCACAAGUGACUUCACGUUUUCAAUACCAAAGCCAAAAAGAAACCCCGUGCUUGGUGAGAGCAGACUUGUAAACAAGACACCGGAUAUCUCAAGCCUAUCAAAUCAAAGCUCUCAGUCGGCAUACAAAUUCAACGCUCCCGUUAAUCGCUCGCUGCGCUGUAGCUCCGCGGCGCGGUUUAAAAGACCGCGGAACACCAGUCUGAGCACACCGAAAACUUGUAAAGUCACGAGGAAGAAUGAAAGUGGUGCGUUUAUUACUGAUUUCGAUGAAGCAGCGCCAGUAAAGCACAUUAAGUUUGCGUCACCCACAGAAAGUAAGGAAAAUGAGAACGACUCGGAUGACGCAAUCAGUCCGAUUCCUGUUAUACGGUGCACUGGCCUAACAUCAGAGUUCGACAACUUACUUGUAAAGGAUGAUCUGAGGUCAUGUAUGAAGCGAAACCAGUGUGAAGCUCAAGACCAAAUCGGACCUAACAAAAAACGCGUACGGCUGUCGUCUCCUAUCAAUACAACUUCUCAUUCGUCAACUGAUGACGAAAUAACGUUCCAUCCGAGAGCUUUUUUCAAUUCGGAUUCAAUUCUUAUGAAAGCUGGAAAAAAUAUAUCCGGAUCUACUACAAAUCCGGAGGAGUUGGAAAAUCCGGGAGAGCCGGUUGAGAGCCCAUUCAGCUCACCAAAUGGUCACAGUUCUGGUUAUGGCACGUGUAAUAUCAGUGGAGUGACCACACUUACCGAGACGACUCGAAUGAGCAUUCAGCAUUGUGAUGUUGAUACUGAGUCGGAUUCUUCGUUUCAAAAUGACCUAAAUGGUUCAUUUUUGUCUCCUGUUGGAUCUAGCAAAUUUGGUCCUAAUACGGUAAAUGUGGCAAUUUCUUCUCCAAAUGAUUCAGCUCGACUGACUGCCUUAGACAAUUCGAUACCACUCUCUCCAAUGGAGAUUGGAGACUCUGUUGCUUUAUGUAACAAGUUUUCGUCACCAGUUUCCAGCCGAUUCCCGCUGGCGAUGGGGUUUAGCACAAGCCUCCCUGGUGGAAGCUGUACUCCUUUCUUAGACAAAGAUCGUCUAGCAAAUGGUGAUACAAACAAAUUGAGGGUGCCGGCUCGCGGAUCAGGCCAACAGAAACUACAAUGUUCUUUCGAAGCCGAUGAUGGCAUUGAGCUGUCUUUGUCAACAAACAAGGAAGGCGACAGCCUCUCAUUUGAAAUAAAUACACCCUCGGUUUCAGUUUCUGACAACGGUGAAGAGGCUGAAAGGGCUCUGGAUCAUGUUAUGCAAACUCCGGUUGCUGGUUCUCAGUGCCGCUCUCGUAUGGAUUCAAGUGCAAUUGUCAUGCCAAGUGUUUUUAAAACACCAGCUAAUGUUUGCAUGUCUAAGGGGGACAACCAGAAGCGGACACCUUAUAGGACACCUAAAAGCUGUCGCCGUGGGGGUGACGUCAAACCAUCCGGCUGCAUCAUUGGUACGCCAGAUUAUUUGGCUCCUGAGAUUUUGCUGGAUCAAGAGCAUGGCCCAUCCGUUGAUUGGUGGUCUCUUGGUGUCUGUCUUUACGAAUUCCUCACCGGUGUGCCCCCGUUUAAUGAUGAAACUCCAGAGCUUGUCUUUCAGCACAUCCUAAACAGAGAUUUGAUGUGGCCUGAAGGGGAAGAAUCAUUGUCGGACAAAGCUGUAGAUGCAAUUGAAAAGAUCUUGGUUUUUAAGGUCAAAGAAAGGUUCACUGCAAAAGAAAUUAAGACACAUCCAUUUUUUAGUGAAAUUGACUGGGAGAAUCUUCACAAACUGACUCCACCGUUCGUACCUUCCCCGGAUGAUGCCUAUGAUACGGCAUAUUUUGAAGCUCGAAACAAUGUCCAAAAUCUUCAAAUUUCUGCUUUCCGACUUUGACUUUUCGCACAAAGAAUCAAAAUUACAAGACUGUCAGAAAUAAUUUUAUCAAUAAUUUUGUAAAUUGAAAAAUAAUGACCUCCAGCAUAAUCUCGUGUAAAUAUUAGAGAGUGCAUCAGGUCAGGUCCCGUUUGAUGUCAUUUUGUUAAUUGAAUUAAGGUCAUUUUUAUUAUGGUUAUCAGUGUUUUGGAAUCUGGAGUGUUCUCAGAAAUCGAUAAUCGUUAAGUUAUUCCCUCUUAUUUAUUAAAAUCUUUCACUUUGUAGACUUAUUAUUUGCCCAAAUGACCCCAACCGUGCGUUAGUAGGUUACGGGCUGAUUUUUUACCCUUAGUUUUGAAAUUGUAUUGAGUGAUGUUCACUUUUUAUGGUGAACUAUUUUACUAAUGAAUACGUUUCGUUUUGAUACAUUGUUUGCGCUGGAUCCUCUUAUUACAUACAGAUGAAACAGACUUCAAUAGCUCCUUAUAACUCCAUGAAUCAGAUAUUCCUUAUAACAUAAAAGCAAUCGACAGAUACUAAAGUUUCAUAAGCCCAUCGGUCGUUCAUCUAUUGGCCCAUCAAUAAACACGUGAGGGGCAGUACGCUUUUUGAUUGGCCAAUUGUUGAUUGACAGAUGACGUACGCCAUUUUAGUGUCUGGCAACUCCCUCUUAUCAGAAGUAUUCAUACAUCAAUCUUGCAUACCGUUUAAGUAUUACAUGCAAGCGCUUGAUUCGUAUUCUUAACUUUGUUACGCUUUCCCUAACUUUAUUAUGUAUUCUGCCAAUAUUUUUGUAACCGGCGGGCUGCCAAGAUAUCAGACACAGUUGAUCGGCUACUGCACAAAGAUCUUGUUGAUAAGCUCUUUUUAACAUUAAAAAUUUGGGAAAUAUAAUUGUGUAUGGUAUUUGAAGAAUAAUACUAUUUCUUGCUGUUUUCUUUUGAGAUAUGAAUUUAAGUUUUAAUAUUUGGAAAAUUCCGGUGUUUUCAUACGAAGAAUGUG
Messenger RNA from Rhopilema esculentum, 5562 nucleotides. The record is from RefSeq and is a predicted model, not a curated record. NCBI's taxonomy places the organism in Eukaryota, Metazoa, Cnidaria, Scyphozoa, Rhizostomeae, Rhizostomatidae.